This is a messenger RNA of Mus pahari (shrew mouse), 3727 nucleotides long. It is a transcript of the gene Tbc1d23, whose product is annotated as TBC1 domain family member 23. The coding region runs from base 109 to 2208 and encodes 699 amino acids. The record is from RefSeq and is a predicted model, not a curated record. The transcript has 19 exons. Lineage: Eukaryota; Metazoa; Chordata; Mammalia; Rodentia; Muridae. Gene Ontology annotation, cellular component: trans-Golgi network. Gene Ontology annotation, biological process: embryonic brain development; retrograde transport, endosome to Golgi.
GUGAGUCUCAAGUCUCAGACUUCAUAACUCCUUUUACGACACUGAAUCUCUGAGACAGUCUCGGUGCCAGGUCCACUUUUCGGCAAAGUGACGUGGACGUCAACAGCAAUGGCGGAAGGAGAAGAGCUUCUGCCACUGUCAACGUCGGGCGGGGACAGCUGGGAAAAAGAUCUUGAAGAAGCCCUUGAAGCAGGAGGUUGUGAUCUUGAAACUUUGAGAAAUAUAAUUCAAGGGAGGCCACUGCCUGCUGAGCUGAGGGCCACGGUUUGGAAGAUUGCUCUGAACGUUGCAGGGAAAGGUGAUAGUUUGGCAUCAUGGGAUGGUAUUUUAGACUUGCCCGAGCAGAACACUAUUCAUAAAGAUUGCCUUGAAUUUAUCAAGCAGCUCUCAGUGCCAGAGGAGAAGGCAGCAGAAUUACUCCUGGAUAUUGAAUCUGUAAUUACUUUUUACUGUAAAUCACGCAGCGUUAAAUACAGCACAUCCCUGAGCUGGACUCAUCUACUGAAACCGUUGGUCUGUCUCCAGCUGCCUCGCAGCGACCUAUACAACUGCUUCUAUGCCGUCAUGAAUAAGUACAUUCCCAGGGAUUGUUCCCUGAAGGGGAGGCCAUUUCAUCUCUUCCGCUUGCUCAUCCAGUACCACGAGCCUGAGCUUUGUUCUUUUCUUGACACAAAGAAAAUCACUCCAGACGCCUAUGCACUCAACUGGCUCGGGAGCCUUUUUGCACAUUUCUGUUCCACUGAAGUCACCCAGGCGAUAUGGGACGGAUAUCUACAGCAAGCAGAUCCAUUUUUUAUUUAUUUCUUAAUGUUAAUUAUCCUUGUUAAUACAAAAGAAGUUAUUUUAGCACAAGAGUCUGACAGCAAAGAAGAAGUUAUCCGCUUUUUGGAAAGUACCCCGUCCAGCCUGAAUCUCGAAGAUAUAGAAGACCUUUUCUCUUUGGCUCAGUAUUACUGUAGUAAAACGCCAGCUUCUUUUAGGAAGGAUAACCAUCAUCUCUUCGGUAGCACCCUGCUGGGGAUCAAGGAUGAUGAGGCAGAUCUGAGCCAGGCUCUGUGUCUGGCCGUUUCAGUGUCAGAGAUCCUUCAAGCUAAUCAGUUGCAAGGGGAAGGAGUCCGGUUCUUCGUGGUGGACUGUCGUCCUGCAGAGCAGUACAAUGCUGGGCAUUUGGCAACCGCGUUCCACCUAGACUCAGACUUGAUGCUCCAGAGUCCGUCUGAGUUUGCACAGUCAGUAAAGUCCUUGCUAGAAGCACAGAGGCAGUCCAUUGAGUCCGGCUCCGUAGCUGGCGGGGAGCACCUCUGCUUUAUGGGCAGCGGCAGAGAGGAGGAAGACAUGUACAUGAACAUGGUCCUCGCACACUUCUUACAGAAAAACAAAGAAUAUGUUAGUAUUGCCAGUGGAGGAUUUAUGGCCCUUCAGCAGCACCUGGCAGACAUAAACGUGGAGGGACCAGAAAGUGGAUAUGGCCAUUGGAUUGCCAGUACCUCAGGGUCAAGGGGCAGCAUUAGCUCUGUCGAUGGUGAAUCUUGUAAUGGUUCAAAUGAUAGAGGGAUGAAAUCCCUUGUCAAUAAAAUGACUGUGGCUCUAAAGACAAAAUCCGUUAAUGUUAGGGAAAAGGUCAUCAGUUUUAUUGAGAAUACAUCAACUCCUGUGGACCGAAUGUCUUUCAAUCUUCCCUGGCCAGACAGAUCAUGUACAGAGCGGCACGUGAGCAGCAGCGACAGAGUGGGCAAGCCUUACCGUGGAGUGAAGCCUGUGUUCAGCAUCGGCGAUGAAGAGGAAUACGACACAGAUGAAAUCGACAGCUCGUCCAUGUCAGAUGAUGAUAGAAAAGAGGUUGUGAACAUCCAGACCUGGAUCAACAAGCCGGACAUCAAGCAUCACUUUCCCUGUAAAGAAGUUAAAGAAAGUGGACAUAUGUUUCCUAGCCAUCUGUUGGUUACCGCCACACAUAUGUACUGCUUAAGGGAGAUUCUUUCGAGGAAAGGCCUGGCUUACAUCCAGUCUCGACAAGCACUAAAUUCUGUAGUUAAAAUUACGUCCAAAAAAAAACAUCCGGAGCUAAUUACCUUCAAGUAUGGAAACAGCAGUGCUUCUGGGAUAGAAAUCUUGGCUAUUGAAAGGUAUUUGAUUCCAAAUGCAGGAGACGCUACCAGAGCCAUAAAACAGCAGAUCAUGAAAGUGUUGGAUGCUUUGGAAAGUUAAUGUAAAGAAAGUUAUUUAAGUGAAAUUAAGGCAACGAAGAGAAAUAUGAAAAUAUAUUUCCUGACUCAAUACUAACCAGAGACCUUUGAUUUGCUCAUGGGGUGCCUGAGUAGAGGGUCUAAAUGCAAAUUAUUGUAAUCAAUAUCGGGAUGGGUACACUUUUUUAAAAAUUUCUUUUGCAUCUUUGGUUUUAUAUAAUGAUUUAUUAUAAAGGUCAGUUAUUAAAUGACUGAAGUAACUGGCCUUGUGCCCUAUGGAUCCAAGGGCACAGAAUGCAGUUCUGUUUUGAAGAGCUGUUUUAAAGGACAUGCAUCAUUUUCAGGUUUUAAAACAACUGUACACAUACAUAUUUGCAAUGUCUUCACUGAAAUUUAGGGAUAGAAUUAGUUGAAGAGAUUUAAUUGCUACAUUGAGUUUUACUACAAUGAGCAUUAUCGAAAUAAACAGUUAGACUAAUAAUUAGCUCACUGUUUCUGUUCUUUAAAAGAUUGAAGUCUGUUUGAUGGAAUGGAUGGAGAUCAUAGCAACUCAAAUACAGCCCAUAGUGAGACACUGAAGCGUCAGCUUCACCCCAUCUUCUCUCCAGUAGGUAAUUAUCCAGAGACUAAUUGCCUCAGAGAUAGGGUUGCUAAGGAACAGUUAACAGCACUAGAAGUAAGUAGGCAUGUUAAGGUUAAAAUUAGCAUUUGGGGACAGAAUUGUAUCUGUAAAAAUGUCAUUGGUCUUUAUUACAAAUGGGUCAUUUGGUCUAGGCUGUUUCAAAAUGCUUUGAACACACUGAUUAUCAUCCCCGAAAUGAUCACCUGUGACCACACUAAUGUCCAGUUUUUUAAAAAAGAUAAUCAGAGAGCUACAGAAAUUUUUCAUUGUUUUUUUUAUCACUUUCUAAAAGUUUUCCUUUGGUUUUGUCUUCUCAGUAAAGUUUGAGUAGUUAGCACUUGUUCCGUUCUUCCACUCUGAAAGAACGGAUGCAGUCUGCUUUGUCUCACAGCUUGCUUAGAUUAAUUUCUGUGGCCCAUAUUAGUCACUGUGCUGAGAGAGCCAAAACAUCUUCAGACCAUGGGAUGAUUUUUAUAAAAUCUGUCUGAAAAAUAGUAAAUAGAACCUGCCAUGUCAUAACAUGUAAUAGAUUUUCUCCAAGGGGUUGGUUGAUAGAAAUAUCUAGAUGUACCCCACCAGUAGCCAGUGUUUUAAUUUGCUUAAUGGAAAUCAAGUGACUGAAUGGUAACAUAAUUAAAAGAACUCUAUUCUGAUAUCUAAAUAAAAACAAUGUAUUUGAGUGGUUGAAGACAUUUGCAUGAAAUUGCACCUUGUGCGGUACUUGAUAUUUAUAAUUCUUCCCCCAAACUGUUGUAUUUCAUUUCUCCCAUUUUCUCAACACCCUCUUUGAGAUGUCCUGAAGUCUCAUUUUUCCACCAUCUCAGCUAUGGGACUUUUUUUCAUAAUAUUAAUGUAAAGAUGUUUGUGUUACUGUUUAUAAAUUACAAUUGUAAAUAAACUGAUACAAGUUUGCUCAGAA